This is a messenger RNA of Anopheles stephensi (Asian malaria mosquito), 2945 nucleotides long. RefSeq names its product alpha-tocopherol transfer protein-like. The record is from RefSeq and is a predicted model, not a curated record. Gene Ontology annotation, cellular component: membrane. Gene Ontology annotation, molecular function: phosphatidylinositol bisphosphate binding. The coding region runs from base 1285 to 2241 and encodes 318 amino acids. The transcript has 5 exons. NCBI's taxonomy places the organism in Eukaryota, Metazoa, Arthropoda, Insecta, Diptera, Culicidae.
UGUACCCGUUAACCGAACAUCGUUCGGCACAAGUGCUCUAAAGGCAUCAACAAAUCUGGACAAGAGCACUUCCCUACCAUAGGUGCCUCGUCCAAGGCGCUACACACUUUCCAUCCACCUUCAGAGAGGCCAAUGAGCUUGUGGGCUGUGUGAGCCCUUCCACAAGAAAUCACACAAGCAGCAACACGCGGUCCGAGAACGGUCAAGGAUUGCUGGGUUUGGCUUUAGCCCCAGAGAACCGCUGCGUGUCUUUUCUCCCUUGGCUCCGAAUACGGUGCCAGCUGAACGAAAGUUGUUCAAAUGCAGUUUAAAACGCGAGUAAUCGCGCGCGCACUAGCAGAACUUGUCCUUUAAAUUUUGUUUUUCAAUUCAUUGACCUACUCCGUGCCGGCACAGGCAAAGGUGGCACAUCGAACUGUGCGCGUGUUGUCCAAAAAUGGAACGAAAAGUUGAUGCACUUCCAGCAGUAGCAACUGGAGUGCUGACGUUGGAAGUAGAACCCCCGAUCGUGGAACAAAAAUGGCCUAUUGUUUGGUAAUGUUUUUGUGAACAUCCCGUACAAAAACAUGGCUUGUUAAAAGUAAUGCCGCCAUGAUGAUAUCCUAUCGCUUACCUACGCAAAUCUAUCGCAUCAGCGAAUUGCGAUCUGGGAUUACCGAGUGUGAGGGCGCACAAAUUAACGAUUUUCCCUGUACAUUACGAAGAUAAACAAUGAGCUGAGUUGUACCAAUUAAAUCGACACCGACGUUCCCUGCUGUUCGAGAUAGAUAUCCCUUUUUCUUUACGUAAUGGCCGAUCGACCGAAAGCCGGUAUGAAGAUGGGGGAGUUGCAAAAAAAAAGAUGGAUUAAAAUACCGGGUCAUGAGAACUUUGCUCUGUUUGAUGCUGUGAUAACGAUCGAUUCGGUUCGCCGACAACAAACGGAGAGCUAAUUGCAAACAUGAGUCUCUCGUGCGCUAACUAUCGGACCAGUUGGCUCCACGCAAAACAGCUAGUUCGAUAGGUUCAAGGGUAGGUGUUCGUCCCUUAGCGGUGCACGAGCGACGUAAUUAGCACCUGAUUUGGUGAGCUUGUAGAUGGUACCAAAUGGAGGCUUAGUUCCAAGUGAGAAGCUUCAAAAAAAACGAUCGCAGUUUUACCUGCAAGAGAGGGUCACUUUGGAAGGUCGCGUGGAGGUCUCCUGCGACCCGGAAGAAGAGCACGUUUGCUUUGUGUAGACUCGAAACUAAGUGUUAUACAAUAAUUCCUGAGAUCCAGUAUCGGAAGAUUUGAAUUUGAUUCAAAAUGAGAGUACCAACGAUGCUAUCCGACGUAGAGGAGCUGCCCUCGGUGCAGCUGGGCGACUAUGUGCUCCGGUUCGAGCUGGAAGAUCUGACCCCCUUCGGCAAGGAGGUGGCCAAGAACGAACUGCGCGAAACGCCCGAAAUUCGUACCGCCGCCAUCGAGGAACUGCGCACGCUGCUCAAAGAUGUGGAAGGCUUGGUCGUGCCGCUAGACAACGAUGACUGGAUGAUCCGAUUCCUGCGGCCAUGCAAAUUCUACGCAAAGAGUGCCUGUGAGUUGAUUCAACGGUACUACCAGUUCAAGGUAAAACACUGGGACAUGUAUAACGAGCUGAUGCCGUCGAAGGAAGCCAACAUCUUCAAGCAGAACAUCCUGGCCGUGUUCCCGAACCGCGAUCAGCUCGGGCGCCGUGUGCUGCUGCUCGAGCUGGGCAAAAGCUGGAAGCACAAGGAAGUCACGCUGGACGAAGUGUUCAAGGGCUGUGUGCUGUUCCUGGAGGCGGCCAUGCUUGAACCCGAAACACAGGUGCACGGUGCGGUCGUGAUCUUCGACAUGGACGGGUUGACCCUACAGCAAGCCUGGCAGUUUACGCCACCGUUCGCCAAGCGUAUCGUCGACUGGCUGCAGGAUGCGGUCCCGCUCCGCAUCAAGGGUAUCCACAUCAUUAAUCAGCCAAAGAUCUUUAACAUGGUGUUCGCACUGUUUAAGCCGAUUCUGCGCGAGAAGCUGCGCAACCGUAUCAUCUUCCACGGUACCGAUCGUGAGUCACUGUACAAGCACAUCUCCAAGGAGUGUCUGCCGGCGGUGUACGGUGGUACGGUCGAUGCACCUCGGGUACAGGGCGAACAGUGGUACGAACUGUUGCUCAAGUGUGACAACGAGUACAAGGAGAUCAACAACUACGGCUACACCAAGCAGCUCGAGGAGCAGCGCAACAAGAGGAACAAGAAAAAGUGAUGAGCCUGCUGAUACUUUCGGAGGGAGCUGGUCUGAGGAAGGCGCCAGCGCAUGCGCCAUGUGAUGCUUAUAUAUUCCAUUAAACACUACAAAGUUCUACCACCCAAGCACGUUUAAGCUCCACUACUACCUACUACUAGUUGAAUGAUUCGAUCCCCUCCGGAUAGGGUUUAAUCCACGCCGCAAACAUUACGCCAUGGUUUUGGGGAUUCACGGAGAAAAAUGGCAUCGACCAUGACGCACGUGCACACGAAUACUGGAAGCACAAAAUGAACAAAGAAACACACACACAUUAGCUCAGCUAGAUCUAGGUUUUUUUUUUUCACUGCGCUAGAACGUUUGUUGGGUACAAAAACCAAAGUGGCUUCCUGUUACUACUAGAGCUACUCUACAUCUCACCAACUAGAUAGUGAACAAAUUUACUAAAACUAAAACAAAAGGUGUGAUAAGAUUUUUCCUUCUUUUAACCAGGCCUGAUACACUUUAACCAACAGGCAGAGCUUACUACGAUUGCUUGCCACCGUGGCUUGCCGAGCCGACACAUUCAUUCUCGCUUUCAGGAAUGGAUUGGAGGAGAAUAGACUGUUGUGAACAGUAACAGUUAAACUUAUGUAGGGUUAAAUUAUCUACUUAAAAAAACACACACACAUAUCAUUAAGUAUUGCGGUUAGUGAAGGUGAAAACAAAUAAAGAGCAUGACAGGA